This is a messenger RNA of Stylophora pistillata, 1500 nucleotides long. RefSeq lists its product as uncharacterized. Lineage: Eukaryota; Metazoa; Cnidaria; Anthozoa; Scleractinia; Pocilloporidae. The record is from RefSeq and is a predicted model, not a curated record. Gene Ontology annotation, molecular function: ATP binding; protein kinase activity. Gene Ontology annotation, biological process: protein phosphorylation.
AUGGCAUCGGGAAAAACGAAAACCAUCCAUGAAAUCAACGAUCUGUCAUCCAUGUUUCAAGCCAUGACAGCGCUCGGAAUUUCAUGCGAAGGGCUGACGACGCUGGAACAAAUGAAAAGUCGGAUAAAAACAGAAUUAAAUCAGUCUUCAUACGUCCCUACUUGGGCUGCCAGUCAGGCCUUUUCUGUUCUGUCAGAAGCAAAUGAAGAAGAUACCAGGAAAAAGGUAACUCUUUUGACUUUUUACUCCCAAGCAGAAACGUGUCUUAGUCAUGUGGAUGACAAAGUGUUAAAUCUGGUUUCGAUGAAUAUGGGAGACGUGAACGAGGGAAUGAGAAACCACAGGCAGCGCAUGAAGCAGAGAGAACAUGUCAUUUUAGUGGCAGGUGAAACAGGUGCAGGAAAGAGUAGUCUGGUGAACCUCAUUCUUGGCGAAGAACUUCUUCCUUACUCCUUACUAAAACGCAGAGUUGUGGUCCACUUUAAGGACAAAGACCCUGAAACGGGAUUUUCGACGAAAACCUUUACCCUCGUAGAGCCCCCACAAGGAGCAACUGAACAAAGCUAUCUUCAGCAGAUCUCUCCUUAUGUCCAUUUGAAGAGCAACCGCGAAAAAGGUUCAAUUUAUAAGAAGGUCCAACUCUAUUGGCCUCACCAACUUUUGGAGAAUCGUAUCGUCAUCAUUGACAGUCCUGGUGUCGGCGAAUCUGAUAUCAUGGACGAAAUAGUCACGGAGUAUUUGCCGAGAGCCUUUGCCUUUAUCUACGUUCUCAACAGUGCAAACGCUGGCGGAGUUCAGAAAGACAGACUGGAGAAGUUGUUAACAAAAGUUGCUGGAAAACGGAAAGAGGGGCAAGAGGAGUUCCCACCCAAGUGUGCGUUAUUCGUUUGUAAUAAGUGGGACCAAGUUCCAAAAGAAGAAGUGAAAGAGGUUAAGAGCCACGUUAUCAAAAAAUUGAAGAAAUGCUGGCCUGGUCUUGAUCCAGAGUCGCAAAUCGUCUAUAUGUCAACUAUAAUGGCCGAUACUGCUCAAAGACAUGGAAUCAUCACCGAAGAUUUUUCCUCUCUGAUGAAUGGGGUGAAGGCUAUGGUAUCCAGAACCAUAGAGGCAAGACUUGAAAUUCAUUGGAAGUGGUUAGACGAUCUGCUUACCCGAAUAACUUACCAUGCGACCGCUUAUGUGAAGAACGCUACAAGAGACCGAGUGAAAAGCGAAGCAUUGAUGACAUUUGUUCUUUUCCGGUUACUGCUGAUAGAGCGACAACAGAAUGAAGUGAUGGAAGAUCUUCGCAAUCAUUUAAAAGAUCGCACCGACACAGCUGUACAGAGGCUCUCUGAUUAUCUCCGGUCCGAUAGUGUAAAAUCAUGUUUCACCUCGUGGACAUUGGAUGAUGUUCCGAAAGCAGAAAGCUCCUGGAAAGUGACGAAGAACAGCAUCACUAGAGUGUUGGAAAGGCGCCUUCGAAAUAUCAUAGAGAACUGGGAAGAGGACAACCACGUG